UUUCGAUCGUCUUUAGAACAAGGGUUCUUGGAUUGAUAUGAUGAUGGGGCGUUUAGCUCUUCUUCUUCUCUUAGCUUUUGCGUCACUGCAGCUCUUUUGCUUCGCCGAUGAUGAUAAUAAUGACGAUGAUGUGGUUUUUUAUGAAUCAUUUGAAGAGUCAUUUGAGGGUCGAUGGAUCGUCUCUAAUAAAGAUGAUUAUAAAGGUUUAUGGAAGCAUUCAAAGAGCGAGGGCCACGAAGACUAUGGUCUUCUGGUGAGUGAGAAGGCAAGAAAGUAUGCAAUAGUGAAAGUGGUUGAUGAACCGGUGAGUCUGAAAGAUGGAACCACCGUGCUUCAGUUCGAGACUCGGCUCCAGAGUGGAAUCGAAUGUGGUGGUGCCUACAUUAAAUUUCUUCGUCCUCAAGAGGCGGGUUGGAAGCCUGAGGAAUUCGACAAUGAAUCCCCUUACUCCAUCAUGUUUGGACCUGACAAAUGUGGGACAACAAACAAGGUGCAUUUCAUAUUUAAGCAUAAGAAUCCCAAGAAUGGGGAAUAUGUUGAACACCAUCUUAAAUACCCACCUUCUGUCCCAUCCGAUAAGCUCACUCAUGUCUACACUGCAACCUUAAAACGCGACAAAGAGGUUAAAAUUAUGAUUGAUGGAGAGGAGAAGAAGAAGGCAAACUUCUUAGCAGCCGAAGAUUUUGAUCCUCCACUUAUCCCAGCCAAGACAAUCCCUGAUCCUGAUGAUAAGAAACCAGAGGAUUGGGAUGACAAAGAAAAGCUUCCUGAUCCAAAUGCUGUGAAACCGGAUGAUUGGGACGAGGAUGCACCAAUGGAAAUCGAGGACGAGGAGGCGGUGAAACCAGAAGGAUGGUUAGACGAUGAGCCUGAGGAGAUAGAUGACCCUGAGGCAACCAAGCCAGAAGAUUGGGAUGAUGAAGAGGAUGGUGUGUGGGAACCCCCAAAGAUGUAUAACCCAAAGUGUGCAAUAGCUCCUGGUUGCGGUGAAUGGAAGAGGCCAAUGAAGAGUAAUCCUGCUUACAAAGGGAAAUGGUCUCCUCCACUAAUUGAUAACCCCAAUUAUAAGGGUGUUUGGAAGGCUAGGGAGAUUCCAAACCCCAACUACUUUGAGCUUGACAAGCCUGACUUUGAGCCUAUUGCUGCCAUUGGUAUUGAGAUUUGGACAAUGCAAGAAGGAAUACUGUUUGAUAAUAUAUUGAUAGCUAAAAACGAGAAGGUUGCCAAGUCAUAUCGAGAGACCAAGUGGAAACCCAAGUUUGAGGUUGAGAAAGAAAGACAGCAGGCUGAGGAAGAAGCUUCUGGUUUAGACUUCCUUGCAAGCAUCAAGAGGAAGGUGUUUAAUGCCCUAUACCAGAUUGCUGAUAUUCCUUUCUUAAGCAACUACAAGCCUCAAAUUCUCGAUCACAUUAAGAAGGCUGAGAAGCAACCAAACCUCACCAUGGGAGUCCUAGUCUCUACUGUCGCCAUUAUCCUCACGAUUUUCUUGAAGCUCAUUUUUGGUGGCAAGAAUCAGCAAUGCCCAAGAAUAGAAACGAAACCAGUACCCGUGGUCGCUGAAACAUCAGAUGAUCAAGGAAGCGAUGGAGAAAAGGUUGAAAAGGCAGAGAAAAAUGAAGCUGCUGCUGCUGCACGACGAAGGAGGCGUGAAACAUAAUAUAAAAAGGAAAAAAGUCUUUAAAACAGAGUGGUCGGUGAUCAUCAGUUCCAAUUGUGGCUGAUUUUUGGGCUUUUAGGUGGUUUUCCCUUUGUAGCUGAAACUUGGUUUUUAACUUUUUGGAUAUUAGAAUUUCCCUUAUAUUCAACAUGUAAUAUCUUUUUGCUGUUGAGUUCAAUGACAUGAGGAAUCCCCAAUUAGAAAAGGAUCGUUGGUUAGUUAUAUGAAAUGUUUUCUAUGUGAAACGUUAACUUACAAAAUGGCUGAGAAUUAGAAGUAAAUGUAGAGCCCUCCAUACAUUGUUACUUUUCA
Molecule: messenger RNA, 1969 nt
Organism: Gossypium raimondii (Peruvian cotton)
Lineage: Eukaryota; Viridiplantae; Streptophyta; Magnoliopsida; Malvales; Malvaceae
Product: calnexin homolog
Exons: 6
Coding region: 38-1657 (539 amino acids)
Biological process (GO): protein folding
Cellular component (GO): endoplasmic reticulum; endoplasmic reticulum membrane
Molecular function (GO): calcium ion binding
Source: RefSeq, a predicted model, not a curated record